AUAUCUGUAUUGCGACUAUGGAAGUUGCCUACAAACAAAUGGUGAUGGUGCAAAACACAUAUUGGGGAAAGUAACCAUAGUAACGCAGCACAAACAAUAAAAUAGUAGAAAUGUACCCAACUUAGAAUGGUUUGAAGAAGUUUUUGCUUGUGUUUAUUUUGGAGAUUCAUCAUUAGAAUUCAUUGAUGAGGCAAUUACCUUCAAUGGAAGAUGCCUAGGAAACGACAAGUAACGAAUACAUCUCACGAUUUGCCAGGUUACCAAAAUAUGACAGAAAUCGAAGUCCUGUCAAAUUUACCCUUGCAGAUGGCUUUAUAUUUCAAUGUUGUAUUUGCACCGGUAUGGGUUAUAAUAACUAUUUUAUUCCUAGAAAGAAAUUAUCAAUCCUACGAAGAACUCAACAAAUAUGUGACAGUUACUAUUAUAGCUACUAUAUUUUUUGUGGAAAUUUUGAGAUUGUUUCUUGGAUAUGAAGGGAAUUUGAAGGAUAAGAUACCAGAACUUGCCGGUUUUUGGAUGCUGUCAUUGUUGCUUCAACUACCGAUGCAGGGAUAUCUACUAUUUAAUCCACACUCUCGGAUGUAUAUUUUAGAAAUAGUUGUACAGAGUAUAAUGUUUAUCUUGUUGAUAAUUCAACUUGUGGCGGGGUACUGGGCAAUGAAGUAUACUGCAGUACAACAAACUAAUUAUUAUAAGCUCCAGAAUAGUCAGAAAACUAGUAACAAACAAUCUGAAACUGUCAAUGAUGAUUAAAUAAUUGAGACUUUACAA
Leptinotarsa decemlineata (Colorado potato beetle) is the source of this 771-nucleotide messenger RNA. Its product is annotated as transmembrane protein 17. Gene Ontology annotation, biological process: non-motile cilium assembly. Lineage: Eukaryota; Metazoa; Arthropoda; Insecta; Coleoptera; Chrysomelidae. The record is from RefSeq and is a predicted model, not a curated record. Gene Ontology annotation, cellular component: ciliary transition zone.